Molecule: messenger RNA, 5142 nt
Organism: Diachasma alloeum
Lineage: Eukaryota; Metazoa; Arthropoda; Insecta; Hymenoptera; Braconidae
Product: sperm flagellar protein 2-like
Exons: 3
Coding region: 1-5142 (1713 amino acids)
Source: RefSeq, a predicted model, not a curated record
AUGGGUGAAAUAAUAAGAACCUGGCUGCAAUCAAGACUCGGAGUGAUAAUCGACCUCACCCCAGAGGUCUUCGGGCACUACUCGAAGGACGGCACCCUCCUAGCGAAGCUCCUCUACAACUACGACAUAAUCAACGACACCCAAUUGGAGACCAUAACCCAGACCCAGGACUCAGCACUGGCCCGUGUCAACCUGAAGCACCUGAGGGCUUGGUCGAAGUUCAUAGGAGUUGACUUCGACGAUGACUGCCUCGAGGAUAUCUCCAACGGGCGAGGGACAGCCGCACUCCGCGUCUUCUACAAACUCUUCCUCUGCCUCGAGAUGAAGGACAGACUUCACUUCAUCACUCUGCAGAAGGAGCGGGAGAGGUACAUUCCUGCUUCGACCCAGUUCGACAUCACGAUUGUCUCGGAGAGGCCACCACCAGCUGAACCUAUUGACCAUCCUCUCUCUGCGCCGUUGGUGACGUCUGCGGGGGUCAUCGAGUGGCACAGGAAGAAGUUCCUGCAUGCUAUUGAUAGAUACAGACAUGUUGGCGCGCCAUUUCGUUCGUCGGGAGAGCAUGACAAGAUGGCGGACGGACUUCCCGCGGCUGUUCAAAUACCAAAGAAGGAGAAAUCUCUAGAAGAAGAUAACGAAAUCGACGAAUUCAGCAGAAAUCAUCCAGCGAAAAGCUCUAGUUUCAACGAUAGACGGACGAAUAUUGACCCUUCAGCAGCAAAGAACUACAUCAAGGCCCUGUCCCACCGCAAGAACCGAUCAUCAGCUGUUGAAGAAUCGAAGAGUCAGUCCCAGAACGACGUUCUCUCCUCAGUCUGGGGGAGGAUCGAAGACGAUCAAGAAAGAAAGCUCAACGAGAUGAUAGCCCGGGGAGUCCUGAGAGAAUCUCAAUACGAAAAACGAAUGUUGAAGAAGUUAAUUGAAAUCCGCAAGGACAAAAAUCGAAUGUCUGACAACCGGAGAUUGGUGGAGAGCCUCAUGCAGAAGGCGAAGGAGGAAUCCUUCCGAGCGGAUGAAGAAAGGAGGCUGGAAGAAUCCAGGAGGAACACCUGUGGAACUGAGGAUGAGAGACAGCGGUCGGCGGAACUGGACCGCAGGGUUGCCAACAGAAAACUCCAAAGGAGUGAAGAUUAUCUGCAAGAACUUGGAAGACAACUAACGGAGGAUCUAACGAGUAUUGCGAUGAUCUGCGGAGACUACAGAGAUUUGAAUUAUGAGGAUGUCCCCAGGAAAGUCUGGCAGGAGUGGAAGGCUUUGUUCAUCCAGGGUCUGGCGGUGCUUUAUCCUGAAGAAAUGUUCGAGUUGGACGAAGUGCUAGGAGGAGAAGGGGAAGAAGCAGCUGAGGGAAUCCCAGGGCUGAUAAGAAGAGAAGAAUUACUUGAUGAAAGAGAUCUGGAGGAGUAUCUAAAGCUGAGUGGUCCCUGGGAGGAGUUCCUCCCAGAAGUCUACGAGUUCCAGGAUCUAGGACAAAACGUCUUGGGACACGUCGUGCAUAAAUUACUGGGGGUUCUCCACCCCUUGGACGCAAGACCUUCGCCUUCACUACCGGCUUAUCCCAUUCGGGUGGCUCUUCUUGGCCUGCCAGACUCAUCUCUUCAUCCGUUUCUUCGGGAACUCCUCAGCUGUGAGGGGAUUGCGACAGUCCAGGUCGAAGACACCAUCAAGUUUUGCUUAGAAAAGUAUAAAAAGGAAGUCAAAGAUUUCGAAUUCGUGGAUUUGGAGUUGAAUGGAACGAGAGAAUCCCUGAAGACUUCUGAUGUUGGUGAGGUAGAUGAGAGCAAGGCGGACAAGAAGACCCAGACGCCGAGGAUGAUUCCGUACGAGGAUAUGCAUCCUCUGUUGAGCGACGCAGCCUUCGUCGGUAAGAGCAUCCAUCAAUUACUGAGUCAUGGUCAACGAAUCCCAGAGGAAGUGAUACCGAAAACAGUUGUUGCGUAUCUGAAGAGCCUGGAGGGCAUCCAGGGGUGGGUUACCAUCGAUUACCCCUGUACCUACCAGCAGCUGGCACAGCUGGAAUCUGCAUUAUCGGCGAAGCCUUGGGAUUCCCUCGAUUCAAAGGAAGAUGAUGAGGAAAAUGAGGGGGAGGGACUCAUCAGAAGUUCCCGACUCGUUCCCAACCCUCUGGCAUCAGAAAGUGAUUCUACAAGCCAUUCCCACCUGACGUCGUUCAUCAGGAUGACGGAAAAAUCAAGAAGUUCUGAAGAGGAAAAUGAAGUCGACAGGUUUUACAUCGAUCAAGGGCUUGCUUCAGUGUUCCAGUACACCUUUUGGGACUUUGAGACCCUAGAACAAUUAUGUGGAAUCAUAAUGGGGAAGGGCGGAGGGUCUGGACAGGUCGUUGAAACCAUGGAGCAACUCGGAGGUAGUCUAGAAUCCUUCGAGUCGACUCGUACAAUAGUGGAAGCCCUCGAAGAGAGGGAGUUACUACCUGGAGAAGCUGCCUGGACCUACGCUGAUUCUCCUCAGGACAAGCAUCUCCUGGAGGAGCUGGGCUCUUGCUGGAUUAGCUUGGAGUCCAGCUACAUUAAUGGCCUAUUGGAGGUCCUUUCGUUGAAGCGGUUCACCUUCCUUGCAGUCCUUCCCUACAAAGACUUCAUGAUGAAGUACAUGUUUGAGUUCGCGGGACAGGCGGAUGAGAGACAGCACCUGCUCCGGGAGUUCCAGAAGGCUUUUAAUGAUGUCCCUGAGGACAUGAGGAAUGACGAGGAGGUGAAGUACGAGUUGCAUUGCAGGGUGAAAGACUUCCAGACGCAACUCUGGGAGAUUUGCGACAGGAAGAGGAGAAAUUGUCUCGAGAAAAGGGAAGAUAUCGUCCUUGAUCACUGGACGACAGGGCAGCUGAUCAUCCUCGUCAAUAUUUAUCUUGCUAUGAUGCAGAUUGAGUUGAACAGAUUCGUCGAUACCGCAGCCAUCGUUGAGGGGUACUACUCAGCGAUCACAAAAAAAGAUGCGAGGGAUCGACCUCUGAAGCCCAGGCUUCAGAGGGUUUUCCUUGGUGAUGAUCCAGUUGAGGAUGGGAAAGAUGAAGAUCUAGAGUCGUCGACCAAAUCGCCAUCACCGAAGCUCAACAAACUCGAUCUUCAGAAAGAAAUCGAGGGUAUUCUACUAGCUAAAGAAGGAAAACCCUUCGAAGUUGAUAACACAAUCGCCUUCAGAAUAAUCAGGGCAAAUGUUGGUUACUGUCAAUCGUUCGUUGAUGAUGUCUUCUCGUCAGCUUCAGCAGUCUCGAAGAAGAGUGAUAAAAAAUCGAAGGAGGUUCCACCGAAUCCCAAGAAAAUCGGUAAGAAGAGACCUUCGAAGAGGGCUUCGAAGCUCCAGACUAAGACAGGAGAUGCCAAACCUCUCGAGGAUGAAAAAAGAUUGGAAAAUGUCUUGAAGGAAUGGAGAUCCGUUCUAAUGUAUGAAGUUACCAGGGUAAAGACUCUCUUGGAUGUCUUGGAAUCCGCCUGGCAGUCGGACGUGGAGUUUCUUUUGACAACAAUCCAACACGGACUUCAUCUGAUCGAAGAGAGGAUCAACGAGAUCUACCGGAAUGAACUGAAGAGUAUCAAGGAAAUGGCUAGGGUUUUCUGUCUAGCCAUCGAGCAUCACAAACCAAUCUCUGGAGAGAUGAUGUUCGAUGGAGACCGUUUCAUCAUGAAUUUCGAGGAAUCGAAGAACGAAGACAUCUUCAAGCUGCUGAAGGGCUUCCCUCCGGAGGAAUCCGACGAUCUCAACUUUAAAAUCGCCCAGUUGGGGCGGUUGAAGGACAUCUUCAAGAGGGUUGCACCCUCCGGAAGUCUCCCCCAACGUUCCUUCGUCUUCAUCCUUCAGGAUUUAAUCACCUGCGGAAAAGAAGAUGAUAAGGAGCCUCUGGUGCCACCUUCCUGGCUGAAAUUGGAUCCUCCCGAUGUCUUCGAACUCGUUCACGAGAUUUUUGGAGACGAUCCUCAUGUGGACUGGCGAGAGUUCUUGGUCUAUGGGAUGGAUCUUGAGCGUCCGACUCAGGACCAACUUCUGGAGACUCUCGAACACCUCAGGAAGAAGGAUGAGAGUCUCUGCGGAGUCCUCCCUAAGGCUGUCUUCCUCAACAUUCCUCUCUGGUUCCACGAGAAGCUACUCAGUCCCUCCAUCAACUCCUGGCUCCACGAUGACUUCGAGUAUGAGUGUGAGUUCUGGAACAGAUCUAGUCGGAGUUAUGAGGAGUCUUGGGGGAAUUUGUUACGGGUGAAGCCUAGGAAGAAGACCAUUUCCUUUAGGACUGACUCGGUGGAGAGGAAGCACCUGGGGGUCGAUGACGUCACCUCUGAGGACGUGCGACUGAAUCUGACCAAGGAACUCCUCUGCGAAAUAUUUGUCGAGAGGAAGGAGGAUGUGAAUUAUUUGAGGGUUUUAUUGGCCUUCUGCAAGGAUCAAGAUCCCAGGAAGGGGCUGACUGGGGCGCUGAGUGUCACCCUGAACCGCAAUGUUUGUGGGAGUUUCCAGGAUGGAGAGAAAUUCCUCCAGGAAUCCUUCAGGAUGAAGGAGGAUUACGAUAUCCUGAGGGCUGGGGUUCUGAAGGACACGCAACAAAUACUAGAUGAAAUACUAGGCGAAAUAUUCGAUAGUUCUGAAAAAAUUGGUGUUUCGGAUAUGGACGAUGUUUCCCUCAAAAUAGAUGAUAUGGAACUGAGAAAGUCGGGUCCCCUCUCAGUCGAGGUUUUGGACGCCAUUUUGACUCCCACCAGUCCGAUCAAGAUGGCGGACGACCAGUCGUCAGUGGCGUCUGUUACAGACUCUCCGACCGCUUCGAUGGAAAAAUCUCACGAUUCUUCGAUUUGUAGUCAGGGAAUUAGUGAACAGUCGUCGGGAAAUUGUGAAUUCACUCGGGAGGUGCAUCAUUGGAUACCCAUGACUGUUUUCGAGAACUUCUUUACGGACCUAAUCCCAAACAUAAACGAGAAAAUCAGUGUUAUCUCCCCGGAGAGGACUCUGUCUGAACAUUUGAAGAGAAUUCACGAGGAAACAAAGUGCGAAGAGUUGAACGACAGUCCUGAGAUGGUUCUAGCCCAUCGAGUCAUCAACCACGAGUUUGUCUCGCGUUUGCUCGAGAUAACCACGAAAUUCACGUGGAAAAACCUGGGAAAGGCCGUCGAGAGGAUCAUCCAGAGGAAGAACGAGUGA